Messenger RNA from Symbiodinium pilosum, 158 nucleotides. Lineage: Eukaryota; Dinophyceae; Suessiales; Symbiodiniaceae. The record is from the annotation of a GenBank genome assembly.
AUGUCGACGAACGGCACCCGAUUAAACGGCAAGCGCCUGCCGAGACCUCCAUAUAAACAUCCCAUGGAUGCCCGUGUGCGAAUCUUCCACGGCGACGAGUUGGUUCUAGCCAUUACGCCAGAGGGAGAAGAGCUUGGUUAUGUCGUCAAUCUCCAUGA